Molecule: messenger RNA, 576 nt
Organism: Exophiala mesophila
Lineage: Eukaryota; Fungi; Ascomycota; Eurotiomycetes; Chaetothyriales; Herpotrichiellaceae
Exons: 1
Coding region: 1-576 (191 amino acids)
Source: RefSeq, a predicted model, not a curated record
AUGGCUCCCUGGCAAGUCGAUAAAGGCAAGUGGGUUCAGGCCAUCACUUCUGGCCGUGUUUUGGGCAAGCAGCUCUCUGACAUUAAUCAGAGUCCAAGUACGGAGCUUGGGACCAACUUCGAUGCCGGGCGAGUCGACGUUGUUGUGACAGCGCCAACCAACGCUCCUGGUCAGGGCGAAUCUACAAACCACGAGGAACCAGGAGGUUUUGACAUCACCGAUGCUGAUUUGUUCGAAGGCGCUGAGUCCUCGACUGACCUGCCACCAGUCUCAGUGCGUCGCCGCAGCAGGAGGGUGAGGUUUGGUGGAGCCGAAUACUUCCAGGAAACUGCGAAUGGUUUCCACUACCACUUCGUCCCACCGACGGUGCGUGUGCCUAUUGUCGACGUGGCGGUCGGUAAUUAUCACCUCAACCUCUUGUCCCGGCCAGUCCGUGUUCCUGGACAUGCGCAUGAAGAGGGCCUGGCGCAAGACCAUCGACCUCCGAGGAGGGGCCCCUUCCUAGUAUUCUGGUUCCUCAUCUUCUGCCUGCAGAUCGGCGGCUGGGCUUGCUUGAUCCGGUACCUGUCUCGCUAG